This is a messenger RNA of Ogataea polymorpha, 6467 nucleotides long. RefSeq lists its product as uncharacterized. NCBI's taxonomy places the organism in Eukaryota, Fungi, Ascomycota, Pichiomycetes, Pichiales, Pichiaceae. The record is from RefSeq and is a predicted model, not a curated record. The transcript has 2 exons. The coding region runs from base 1610 to 4798 and encodes 1062 amino acids.
AUAAUAGCCAAUUCUUAAGAAUGUCUUCUACAUUGACUCCUGUGAUCUCUACUAACGCUCCUCCAGCAGCUGCCUCCUACUCGCACGCAAUCAAGGCCAACGGAACAAUAUACGUCUCCGGUCAAAUCCCAUUCACUCCUGAGGGUAAAAGGGUCGAGGGAACGUUCCAGGAGAAGUCCGACCGUGUUAUCCAAAACGUUCUAGGCGUUUUGAAGGAUAGUAACUCUUCCCUUGAGAAGAUUGUCAAGGUGACCGUCUUCCUCACCGACAUGGAGAACUUUGGAGCUUUCAACGAGGUCUAUUCCAAGUAUUUCAACACUCACAAGCCAGCAAGAUCGUGUGUUGCUGUGAAGCAACUGCCACUAGGCGUUGAGGUGGAGAUGGAGGUUGUUGCGUUGGAGAACUAAGUGUAUAGCUGAAUAAAAUCUCCGGAAGGAUUUCUGUCACGUGAUACAAACCCGGGUUUCCCGUAUAUUAAAAUUUUCAAACUUUUCAAAAAUUCUUUCUAAACAUCAGCCAUGGCCCAGAGAGUGACUUUUAGAAGAAGAAACCCAUACAACACCAGAUCUAACCAGAUUAAGGUGGUCAAGACUCCUGGUGGAAAGCUUGUUGCACAACACCAGAAAAAGGCCGGUACCAGACCAAAGUGUGGUGACUGUGGAAUUGCUCUUCCUGGUGUCGCCUCUCUUAGACCAAGACAAUACGCUUCCAUUUCCAAGACCCACAAGACUGUCUCGAGAUCUUACGGUGGAUCCAGAUGUGCAAACUGUGUCAAGGAGAGAAUUAUCAGAGCUUUCUUGAUUGAAGAACAAAAGAUCGUCAAGAAGGUGUUGAAGGACCAAGCUGAGAAGGAGAAGGCUAAGAAAUAGGUUAAUCAAAUUAAACUGUCACUGUGAAUUAUACAUCAUUAGAUUCGUAUGCUGAGUAUUUGGCAAUGUAGUAGUGCACAAGGUCUUUGUAGGCUGUUGUGUCGUCACAUUUUAGCAGGUUAGCCAUGUCAAUGUUGAGUGGACUCAGUGGCUCUGGAUUUGCAAGCAAUACAACUAUUGCAACCAGUGCGCUUUGCAGAGUCCAUGCAGGUGACCAUUUCUGCUGUAAAAUGUCAAGACAGAUCUCACCUGUCUUGAAGUUAACAUUUGGAUGGGGCAUUUUGUAACACAUUUUGCGAGCACCAGAACUGGUUUUUCUCUGUAACUGCCUUAUUUUCUCUUCGCCAAACACCACAAACUUGAUUUUCGGGGGGUCUAGCGGAUAGUUUGUAGGGAUAUCGAUUUCCAGUUUCCACAAUGCAUCUUCAAAGGGGGAUUGAUAUGGGCCUCUAAUCACAGCGCUCCACCUGAAAAGCCCAUCUUCCAAAGGAUGCAGGUCAACAAUCCCCGUAUCGUGAAUUGGUGACCUUUUCUCUGUCAACUCUUUCUUAACAGCACGAUAUUCCUUCAGAAGCCGCUUUUCUGUAGAAGACAUGAGGGGAGCAAAUUAUUUGCGUCGAUCGACCUUGGCUGUAAAAAUCAUAAGUUUUAUUCUACCUCCCCACACCGGUUCUUAUCGGUCAAAAGCUAAAUCAUAUAUAUAUUAUAUAUUCCCUUUGACACUAUUUUGAGUUGUUUCCAUGUUCAAAGUUGCCAGCCGCAAAUCUAUUACCUUCAAGUCAUCCGUCUAUCCUUGGGCCAUCCGGAAUGCCUCCAGCGCCUCUAACGCGCCCGAGUCUGCGCCAGAGCAUGCUAUGGACCAGGAAUCUUCUGGUGACGUGCAACGCCCCAAGAAAACUCGCAAGAACUACAUUUCCACCUUCCCACGCGUGCCAAGCACUAACAACAUUCGCGAGAAAGAUCUGUUGCUGGAGCAGUUUUUCAACGGCCACCUUCCGCUUACGAAACCUAUAGAGCACAACCACCCAGCCACGCCAUCCUUGUCAUUUUCCCCGAACGCAUAUAAGAAAUCCAAGGUUCAGAAUUCAUCGAUCCUGGAUAACCUUAAGAAAUACAAAGACUUGAAACGCAAGAAGUUGGAUGAUAAUUAUCACCCAUUUUACAGUGCUCAUAAAAAAAGUCAGUCGGCGGGCAUUUUGACCCACAGCUCUCUGGACACUCAGGAGCACAAUUUGGAGAUGCUGAAUUUACCCACAAGCUACUUACAGUCACUCAAGCCAUUCAAGGCUCCGCCAAGUCCGGGGAACGAGGCUUAUAGAGACGAUAUUAUUUAUGUUCGAAAGCUUGAAAUCGAGGAGCGCAACCUCAAGCAGCAGGAGGAGAUCAAUAGACGGAAAUCCACACGGACGUUUGUUCCCAAUGCGGGACUCAACGAACCCGAAUCACCAGGCAUUGGGUCUCACUCUUCAGACGACGAAGAAUACGAUGAUUUCUUCGAGGAAGAAUACAGUUUCGACUUUGAUUUUUCUCACCAAGUGGUGAACUUCGACCCGGUGAAAGUACACUCUGCCUUAUUCAAGCUGUUGCGGAUCCACAAUCCGAAAAGACCGUGGAAAUAUGAUCAUUGGCCUCUUUUCGCUUCGCUAGCAGGUUUUUGCGAUGCGUAUACCCAGCCCUCCGACAUGGACUACAGUUACGAACACGUCCUGUCUCUCAGACGAAUUGCCAACGCAGUAAUCGCGCUGAACUACAACACACACUCCCGUUCUGAGACCCCUCGGUUUGAUCUUGCCUUUGCGUUAGCCAACAUAGUUGAAAAAAUAACCGUCUUGCUAAACUGCUCGGAUUAUGAGAGACUCGCAAACGUCAAUAACGACGAUACUCACUGGGAGGAAAAUUUACAUAUUUGGACGCCGCACAAGACACUAUCUGGCAUAACUAGCCUUGCUGACGGGUUCCAUGAUUUGAAACUACUCUACAACAUCGCCACAGUUUCCGUGUACUGCAUAUAUCUCCUCUACAAAAGAGUCGGCUACAGUUCAGACAUCGGUUCAUAUAACCCGUUCGCCGAUUUUUUCUUCCAACUCUGGGAAAAUAUAACUCUGGUUAUCAUAUAUGGCUUGGAGAUAGAUCGCAGAGACGAGAAGCUCAAUUUUCCAGGAUAUCCGCCGAUUGUGCGACAAGUAAUCAAAGGAUGUGCUGCUCUGAGAUCAAUCACGGCUGCCGCAAUCACAGCGAAGGACGAAAACUAUGUGCACGAUCUUGAACACAGCUCGCUAUUUACGUUUAUGCGACCUCUUGGCCGUCGCGCAAUUACCGGGUCAUUGACGAACAAAAACGACAUCCACAUCUUGCCUGCCCGCGUUGGUAGCAUUGAUUUUGAGAAUCUGCCGUUCAAACUGAUCCUGAAUGAUAGAUACGACGAAGACGUCAUGUACAUGUUCGAGCUGAGUCUAACGAGAGACGUGAAGGACGAUCCAUAUUUUGCACACCACCCGGACAACGAUUCUGACUUUGAUAUCGACUGCGAGUUCCAUCCAAGCUGCCCCUGUGACACGGAGCGAAGAAAACGACAACAGGCUAUCAUAAAGUCUCUGGGUGACCCGAUCAAGGACACGUUAGAAGAGAAAGAUCCAUUCUUGCCAGAUGAUAUUCUCCAACCUCAUUAUUCGCCGAUUCCUCUCCAGUUUGAUGAGCUGGGGAACGAUCUGCGAGAAAUUCCACGAGGACCAAAUACACAGCUAACCGACGAGUUCGUCGAACUCUUACAUAAGUCCCAAGACGAUGUGGACAUAUUCUUCACAUCUCCGGACGAACUGCUCGACCACCUAGACUAUGUGUUUGACGACACAGACCACGCGUGUCCUUGCGAGAAAGUGGUGCGCAGUGUUGCCUGGAUUGUCAUGUACGAAUAUGAGGCGAGCUUAAUGACCGAAGAUGAGUUGCUACAGAAAGAAAAUGAUCCUGCCAUAUCAACGGAGGAGCUAAUUAAUGUUGUUUGCGACUCAGUAAACUACAAGAUUUUAGUGAAGCGAAACCCAAGUCUCUACUUUGCCAUGAUGGACGAGCUUCUGAUGACCCCUGGUGCUAGAUUAAAACUUCUACGUCAUCUUUGCAUGCAGCAGUACCAUCACUGGCAGGUAACGUAUCUUCACGACCUGCUCAUCGAAGAGCGUGGAAAAAGACAAAAUGAUAAGAAUUCUCCUUUGGGACGCAUAGAAUACCCAUUCAGUCGAAAAGGGCCCUUGAUCUUGACCGAUCACGAAAAGAGUGUUGUUGUCGACACCUUUUUGUCAAAUCAGUUUGAUCAGUUGAGACAGGUGGGCGAGGACAAGAACUCGUAUGAGAUUCCCUUAAAAGUUAUUUGCAUAAUGCUCAAGUCACUCAAAAUUAAGGGAGUAUGUGUGCGCAACAUACAGAAAUUUAGAAUCGAGCUCCAGAGUUGGCUAAUUCAAUCAGGAGGACUGGGAAAGUUUCCUGAAGCACGUGAGCUGUUUUUCGAUAGCCAGAAUGAGACUCUGAUUGCCGAAGAGGAGCCAAGACGGUUGAACACGGACAUAGAUCGCAUUCCCGAAGUGGAGCAGGACGGCCCCAAGCUUGGUGCCUUGCUUCUGUUGAAACUUUUCAAAGAUGAAGGCACUGUCUUGUUGGACCUAUUGCUGAACUUUGGCCAAUACUAUCCAAAGAAACGUUCUGAAAUUCUGUUUUUUCUCAGCGACUUGGACAGGUUGGAAGACACGUUUACCAGCCAGAUGCAAUUGGUUGUUAUAUCCGAUUAUGUGUUCAUGUAUAUAUGGCGUGCACUUCAGUGUCGGGAUGCGAAUGCAAUUAGGAACAUGCUGGUCUGGACAAGGUUGAUCGACGAGAAUUACGACUGUUUGCCGAAAAUCCAAGACUUCAUCAACCACAAAUUUGACAAUGUUUCCUGAUAGAAUAAUAAAGUGAGUAAUGCAAACAUUGGCUCAGAGCGCUUUUUGCUUAGCUUCUCUUCCCUCCCAUAGACUAUCAUCAAGAAAGUAUAGCCAGCUGAACAUGUUCCACGAGCUUAUCACACCAAUAGCGCAGUAUGUGCUGUAUGCCAUGAGUCUCAGAAACUCAAAUCUUCGUAAUACUUCAAAAUUCCUGGACUGUAUGUCAAGGAGCUGUAUCACACAUGACAACGGAAUAAGCCCCACUAUAUAGAAGAAAUUGAGCCUAUCCAGUAUGAAGACACGACGUGACAUUGUGGAACUGAAAUCGCAAACCUCAUUGAAACUAUUCGAGAAUAUCACAAACCACACAAAGGUGAGCAGUGCUUUGAAAAGCCAUUCUGCAGAACCGAAAAGAAGCGGGAACAAUGAGACAUAACCAGACGCAGUGAGGGUUUCGUAAAGUGGAAGCAACUUUCGAUCGCGAGGGAUCAAAAAAGUGAAGGGCACAAUGAUUAGCAUGAUGGCUUUCUCGUGAACAUGCCAGCCAAAUAGAAAGGAUGCCCAUGCACACAAGGUCAUGGAUCCAAUGAACCGCUCAAAAGUUGGGUUCAGGAAUAAAGGCACCAGGGACAGUGACUGAUAAAAUAGCGUCAAUAGGAAGGUGUGGUUUGGCUGUAUAUUAGGCAGAACAAAGAACUCGACGUCCCCCACCAAUCCUCGGGUCAAGGUAUUUGCAGUUUUUAGUCUCUCUAGGUCCAAUUGUUUGAAGAUAAGUGAUAGAAUAGGGGCGGAACCGGGUACUCUUAAGGCCACCUGAAUCAAGACUCUAUCAAUCAAAGAAUAUAUGGCCCAUAUAUUGGGAGCCCAAUAAGCGUGCGUGAGUCCUCUUGAAAAAGGGAACAGUCGUUGGAGCACAAUGUAUAACUGUCCAUAAUAGAUGAAAGGCCCAAAUGCCACCGCAAACACGCCCAACACAACAGAAGCCAAUUUGAAUAGGUUUUUCCAUUUCACGAAGUUGAACGUAUCGCUGACAGUAGUUGGAAAUCUAGCUUGCCAAUCCAGACAGUAGGCCGAGAGAAGGUAAACAAAGUAGGAAGGGGCAAUGUAGAGGAAAAUAUGCUUGAAACACAACAAAACAGCAAACCAGAAGCCGCACUGAAGAUAGUUACCGAGCUUGGCGUUGACUAUGGACAAAACCAGAAUGCCCAUCAAAAACCCAUUGUACUGGAAAUGAAUAUGAUCCACCAUGAAGAAGCCUGGCGACAGGGCAAUGGAGGAAGCAACCACGAAAUUGCGCUUCUUUUCUUUCAGAUUGGACGACUUGCUAACAAAAUACUGCAGCGAUAUGAAGAGCACUAUUUCACUCACUAUGACUGUGCUUCUUUGGAAGAUAACAGUUGGCAUUCCAAACUCUCCUUUAGCCACAAGACUGAUACAACCAUCUUGCGACACGCUGGUGGGAACAAAAAGUGACAAAAACCACUCGAAGUAGGCAAAAAAAGGAGGAUAAUCAAGAGUCCACUCGCUCGUGUUUUCUAGAUACCACCUGUUUAGGGGCAAUAAUUUGGUGAUUGAGAGCCAAUUGCGAUGCACAUCAAAAUCUGUGGAGUAGUAUGCCGGAAACAGCAGAAUUUUAAGCAGCGUAGAAGCCACCCAAAUGUUCCACAGCGAGAAAUUAUACUGGGUG